AUGGUAAAGGCUAUAAAGGGUACUCUUCUUAAAUGCGAUGCUUCUAUCAAACAAAUCGUUGUCCGCCUUAAUCGCGAACAUAACUUUAUAAUUCAUGAUAUUGAUGAUAAUACUCUCUUUAUUGAUCGCAAAUAUCUAAGUAAAAUAGAAGAAGAAACCGAACGAAUGAUCAACCAUAUAGUAAAAAAGAGCUUCGACUAA
This is a messenger RNA of Nematocida homosporus, 201 nucleotides long. Its product is annotated as TFIIH basal transcription factor complex TTD-A subunit. Gene Ontology annotation, cellular component: transcription factor TFIIH holo complex; transcription factor TFIIH core complex. NCBI's taxonomy places the organism in Eukaryota, Fungi, Microsporidia. The record is from RefSeq and is a predicted model, not a curated record. Bases 1 to 201 code for a protein of 66 amino acids. Gene Ontology annotation, biological process: transcription by RNA polymerase II; nucleotide-excision repair, preincision complex assembly; transcription initiation at RNA polymerase II promoter. The transcript has a single exon.